GCACAAGCAUUUUACACUUGACCGUGGUUGACAUGAGUCGUCUGCGCGCUUUGGAGCCCACACUGGCCGCUCUGGCGCAGUCCGAGUGCAAUGAGCAGCAAACAUUGCGAGCAGAUUACAUUAACGAGCUGCAGACUUGGAUAGAGAAAUCGGCACAUCUGCAGGCCAGCACCGAUGAGCAGCUGCUCUUGGCUUUUCUGCGUCGUUGUCGCUUCAGUCUGGAGGAGACAAAGCGACGCAUAGACAACUAUUAUGCCUUGCGCAAUUCUUUUCCAGACGUGCUUUGCAAUCGGCAAGUAGAUGAAGCGUUGCUGACGCAGUUUGAUCGCGGCAUUCAUCUAAUACCUGCGUUGCCCAUAGACGCAAACGGACCACGGCUAAUCUUCUCGCAGUUCAGCAAAGUGGAUCCAAAGGCUUCAAAUCCGCGUGAGGCAUUCAAAUUGGCUUUCAUGCUUUUUGAGCUGUUGGCGCUGCAGUGCGAUAAUGCAAGCAUAGCAGGACUCUAUUGGAUUGUUGACGCGGGCGAUUGUAGCCUGGAACAAAUGCUGCAAUAUGAUCCGUUUCUGCUAAAGAAAACCUUUAUGCUAGUGGAGCAGUGCCUGCCUCUGCGCUUUGCUGAGAUUCAUGUUGUCAACAUGAUAUCCGCUGGGCUAAAGGUUUUCAAUUUUGUCACCUCGUUUUUGCCAGCCAAGCUGCCUUUCAAGUUUAUGCUGCACAAGACGCUGGAGGAUGUGUAUGAGCAUUUGCCACGCGAGGCAAUGAUUGCAGAGCAUGGCGGCCGCAAUGGCAGCAAGGAGCAAGUGCUCAAAGAUUGGCGUCAACAGCUGCUGGCGCAUCGUGAAUAUUUCGAGCGUGAUGCAGCUUUGGGUACAAAUGAACAGCUACGCAGUGGCCAAGCCAAGGCCUGGGCCAAUGCUGAGCUGGCUGGCACCUCUGGCUCUUUUCGCAAAUUGGAAGUGGACUGAAUUAAGAUUACCAUUUUUUUUUUAUGUGCAAUUAUUUGUUUUUAUUAUGUAGCUAAAACUAAAACUAAACAAAGUGUUAUUUAUUGCUUAAUUGUUCACUGGUUUGCUGUAUAACGCGUAUCCCUUUGGUUCGUUGCUUUU
This is a messenger RNA of Drosophila busckii, 1106 nucleotides long. Its product is annotated as alpha-tocopherol transfer protein-like. Gene Ontology annotation, cellular component: membrane. Gene Ontology annotation, molecular function: phosphatidylinositol bisphosphate binding. Bases 33 to 965 code for a protein of 310 amino acids. The transcript has 3 exons. The record is from RefSeq and is a predicted model, not a curated record. NCBI's taxonomy places the organism in Eukaryota, Metazoa, Arthropoda, Insecta, Diptera, Drosophilidae.